Molecule: messenger RNA, 844 nt
Organism: Mastomys coucha (southern multimammate mouse)
Lineage: Eukaryota; Metazoa; Chordata; Mammalia; Rodentia; Muridae
Gene: Tpgs2
Product: tubulin polyglutamylase complex subunit 2
Exons: 8
Coding region: 59-844 (261 amino acids)
Biological process (GO): protein polyglutamylation
Source: RefSeq, a predicted model, not a curated record
GCCGGGAACUGGGGCCGCCGCCGCCGCCGGCGCCGCGCGCGGUGCGAGGACGCGAGCCAUGGAGGAGACACCGCCCCCACUGCAAGCCGGCAGCAAGCCUCACCUUGAGAAGUUGACCCUGGGCGUCACUCGCAUCCUGGAAUCUUCCCCAGGUGUGACAGAGGUGAGCAUAAUAGAAAAGAUGCCUGCUGAACGUCAUAUGAUUUCUUCAUGGGAACAGAAAAACAAUUGUGUGAUGCCCGAGGAUGUGAGAAACUUCUACUUGAUGACCAAUGGUUUUCACAUGACCUGGAGUGUGAAGCUAGAUGACCACAUUAUUCCACUGGGAAGCAUGGUGAUUAACGGCAUUUCAAAACUGACUCAGCUCAUCCAGUCUUCUGUGUACUCACUUCCUAAUGCACCAACUCUGGCAGACCUGGAGGAUGAUACUCAAGAAGAAAAUGAAGACCACCAGCUAGAGAAGCCUCACUUUGACUGUCGCAGUGCAAUAUUUGAGCUGGAUUCAUGCAAUGGGAAUGGGAAAGUUUGCCUCGUCUACAAAAAUGGGAAACCUGGGUUAGCUCAUGACACUGAGAUAUGGUUCCUGGACAGAGCAUUAUACUGGCAUUUUCUCACAGACACCUUCACCGCCUAUUACCGCCUGCUCAUCACCCAUCUGGGCCUGCCCCAGUGGCAGUACGCCUUUACCAGCUAUGGCAUUAGCCCACAGGCCAAGCAAUGGUUCAGUAUGUACAAACCCAUCACCUACAACACAAGCCUGCUCACAGAAGAGCCCGACACCUUUAGUCUGGAUAUGCUUCGCUUAUCUUAUGGUCGAUGUCAUAAAACCGUCCAAAUGAAAUAG